AUGGAACAGGCUAUUGAAAAAAAGAGACUAAAGAUUGGAUAUAAACUUUCUAUAUGUGGAGCACAAAUUAUUGGCGAUAGAGUCGCUCAAUCACCGUUAAGCAUUAAAGAUAAUAGUACUAUGCUUUCCAUAACUACGAAUGGUUGCUUACCUGCUCGAUGGGAUACUAAAUUAGGGUAUCAAAAGAAAAAGCUCAUUAUAAGAACACUUCCUACGAUAUUCGAUGAUGGUGGUCUUGUGCCUGCACUUGAUAUAGUUGUCUGUAGAAAAAUGCCAAUUCUUUACAGCGAAUCAUUGCCUAAUGGCACAAUUGUAACACGAACUGCAAAAGAAGAAGAAGAAGUCCGGCGUAUGGCGCAUGGAUAUGGUCACUAUGGUGGCCUUCAUAGACAAAGUAGUUGCAUAUCAAUUCCAAACUUUAGAACUGAUCAAAGGACAAGCAAUACACCCCAUUUAGAUAGGACUUUAAGUGAACCAAGGAGUUUUGAAGAUCGACGGGUUUCAGGCUAUUUUAAAAUUCGUAUAUGUGACUCUAAUUCUCUCUCUAAUCGACAUUGGGCAACCUUAUUAUUGUCAAAUGCAAAUGAAUUAAAUCAUCUUGAUAUUGUAGAAGGGAAUCGAUACAAGAUCUUCUUUGUGAUGCCAUAUCAACCAAAAAAUAAAAAAUAUUUAGGACUCGAUUUAAAGACUACACGUAUGACUCGAUGGGAACCAGUUCCUAAUAUUAAUAUCACAAAUACAUAUAUACCAAGAUUUUUAACUGAAUGUAAAGAUAUCCGUCAUCAAGAUACGAUUUCUGAUUUUGAUCUUGUUAUUUUAAUAUUACAAAUUGGAACAGCAACAUUAGAGCACUUGAAUGGUCGAAAGUUAUGGCACCAAACCCUUCUUGUCACUGAUGAAAGUGAAGGUAUUUGUCAAAUAGACCUUAAGCUUCCUUUCAAUCCUAUUCCAGAUAUCAAAGGACAAGUUAUUGGCCUAGUAAAUGUACGAUACGAGACUUAUGACAGUAAAUUUGAUAUUACAUGUUUAAAAGCAACAGAUGAAACUGAAGUAUUAUCUAAAGCCUCAUCCGCAGCUGAAUAUAUGCAAAAAGGCCUUUCAAAACUUCGAAACUGGGUCCAAUCAAAUCCAGAUCGUAUUCAUACAAUAACAGAGCGUAUACAAAAUCUAAUUCAAUAA
Messenger RNA from Cokeromyces recurvatus, 1179 nucleotides. RefSeq lists its product as uncharacterized. Bases 1 to 1179 code for a protein of 392 amino acids. The transcript is spliced from 2 exons. Lineage: Eukaryota; Fungi; Mucoromycota; Mucoromycetes; Mucorales; Mucoraceae. The record is from RefSeq and is a predicted model, not a curated record. Gene Ontology annotation, biological process: double-strand break repair via homologous recombination; regulation of DNA-templated transcription.